CGAACGGAGUGUGCAUAUGCACGAGACUUAUUUAUUUUUUUUGUCGUUUCUUUGUCCUUACCUGAGUGCCUCUUAAACUGUCUCUUCAUUAAUUAUGUUAUUCUAAAUAAGUUUUUUUGUUUUCUGUUGUGUGCCAAAAAAACUGGUAUUUUUUGAAUCUGAAGAAUCUGAAAGCUACUAAAGUGAAUUUGAAUAGUUGUUGUGGCUAGCAGCAAGUGCACAAAAAAAAAUUAAUAAUAAAAAUUCUGAAGUGAAAUACGAAAUUAAAUUAGCAAAAUAAAAACUAUUUCAAGCAGAAGAGAAAGAAAUAUUGGAAAUCCUUUAAAGAUAUGGAUCAAUCUUGGUACAUUCCUCGACCGUCAUUGAGUUCAAAUUCGAGUAAAGUUCAGAGUCGAUUUUAUCAUCGUGACAGCGAAGUGCUUGAAAAAACGAAAGAUUGCAAUGAUUGUAACACAACACACUCAUCAGCAUCAUCUCAAAACUCGUCAACACAGCGAGCGAAAAUUAAAAAGAAUCAAAUGCAAGAGACAUGCAUCGAUAACAUUGAAUGUGAUUCACCUAUUAAAAGGGGAUCAAGAUCAUCACAAGGCUCAUCUGAUAGCGAACAAAGUAUUCAUAGUGCUUCCUCACUUCUCUUGACUGUCGCAAAUUUAGAAAACUUUGCAAAAAUUCAGGAACGACAUCAUGCAUCAUCCAUACUUGAUAAUUUCGAGAAAAUUCAUAAACAAAAUCAAGCAUCAAUCAUCAACACUCAUCCGAAUAACUUAUUUGCAUCACACUACAACAUAUCUACCAAAGAGCUUGAUCAAUUGUCUAUGGCAAGUUCAACACAUUUUACAAUGAUUAACGGAUUCGGACGUUCUAGCAUGAAACGAAAGUCAAAGAGUUUUAUUUGCAAGAGAAGUCGACAGGUUUCAGUUCUGAUUGUUACAAUGAGUUUUCUUUUUAUUAUUGGACUUUCUAUAGCUGUUCUUCUCAUUGAAUUGCGUAACCGCGAGAUGCCUAGGUAAAACUGAGCUAGCAGCUUCUUCUAAAACUCUAUUGAAAUUAGCGAAUCCUGAUUAAAUUUAUUCAAGAUGUGUAUAUCUAUUUUUAUACUGCUCUGAACUCUUCACAUGUCUUUAUGUAUUAUUAAUUAAUGUAAAUUUAAUUUAUGUGUGAUUUUAGAUAUUAAUAAAAUUAUUUUAUUGAAUUAUGAUGAUGAGAG
This is a messenger RNA of Chironomus riparius, 1207 nucleotides long. The record is from the annotation of a GenBank genome assembly. Lineage: Eukaryota; Metazoa; Arthropoda; Insecta; Diptera; Chironomidae.